AUGGAUGAGUUGACAAUACAGAAUGAUUCCUUGACUUAUUUAUCUGAUAAAUAUGGGUAUUUGAAAACCGUGUUGGAGAAAUCAGAUGGUUUCAUAAAUGAUAUCAAAUUGAGUAGUGAGAAGGACAAGAAAAGGAUGUAUUAUACCUUGAUUUUCUUUGGAUUAUGUGUUUUAAGAGUAUUUUGGAGAAGAUUGUUCAAAUUGCCUGUCAUGUUUGUUUUCAAUAUCAUUUUCUAUUUCAUGAAGUUGACCUUAGCAACAAUGGGACUUAUUUCAUCAAAAAGAGUCGAAGUUGAUUCCAUCAGGCCCGAAACCCAAUCAAGUAUUCAACAAUUUGCAACAGUAACAACAGAGUCCAGUACUCUAUCUGACCCAAUUUUUGUUUCGAGUGCAACUGAAAUAAGUGAUGAGGAUAGUGAGUUUGAUGAAGCAUUAUCUAGGAUAAUUGAUGAACUUUAG
Messenger RNA from Hansenula anomala, 459 nucleotides. RefSeq names its product Sec20p (gene SEC20). The record is from RefSeq and is a predicted model, not a curated record. Gene Ontology annotation, molecular function: SNAP receptor activity. Lineage: Eukaryota; Fungi; Ascomycota; Saccharomycetes; Phaffomycetales; Wickerhamomycetaceae. The coding region runs from base 1 to 459 and encodes 152 amino acids. The transcript is spliced from 2 exons. Gene Ontology annotation, biological process: retrograde vesicle-mediated transport, Golgi to endoplasmic reticulum.